Messenger RNA from Suncus etruscus (white-toothed pygmy shrew), 2454 nucleotides. It is a transcript of the gene REEP5, whose product is annotated as receptor accessory protein 5. The transcript has 5 exons. The record is from RefSeq and is a predicted model, not a curated record. NCBI's taxonomy places the organism in Eukaryota, Metazoa, Chordata, Mammalia, Eulipotyphla, Soricidae. The coding region runs from base 1 to 570 and encodes 189 amino acids.
AUGGCCGCCAACCUGAGGCGCCGCUUGGAGCAGUUCCUGCACGAGCAGAACCGCCUGACCGACCUGCUGGCGCGGCUGGAGGCCAAGAGCGGCGUGGACCGCUGCUACAUCGCGCUCGGCGUCGCGGCGCUGGUGGCGCUGUACCUGGCGUUCGGCUGCGGAGCGUCGCUGCUGUGCAACCUCAUCGGCUUCGGCUACCCGGCCUACGUCUCAAUCAAAGCCAUAGAGAGUCCCAACAAAGAAGAUGACACGCAAUGGCUCACCUACUGGGUGGUGUACGGAGUGUUCAGCAUCGCUGAGUUCUUCUCAGACCUCUUCCUCUCAUGGUUCCCCUUCUACUACAUGCUCAAGUGUGGCUUCCUGUUGUGGUGCAUGGCCCCCAGCCCUGCCAACGGUGCUGAUCUCUUGUACAAGCGGAUCAUCCGGCCCAUUUUCCUGAAGCACGAGUCCCAGGUCGACAAUGUAGUGAAAGACCUGAAGGACAAAGCCAAAGAGACUGCGGAUACCAUCACUAAAGAAGCCAAGAAAGCGGCUGUGAAUUUACUGGGUGAUGAGAAGAAAAGCACCUGAGCCCAAGGACCCGCCAGAGGACCCUGCAGCCACCCACCAGACCGCCCUUCCCGUCCUCUCCGAACCUUCCCCUUAGAGCUUGAGAUUCCAUUAGGGACGCGGGAGAUCCUUUCAAUAACUUUGCCUUGGAAACAUUUGGUAUAUUAGAAAGAGUGUGUUGUCUGCUUACUGUAACUGUCAGUACCUAAGGAACAUUUUAACUUAAACUUGUUGCAAGGGGCAAUGUCCAAAGUAUUAGAGAAAAUGUUGCCUCUCAGUAGAUAAAGACCAUCCCAGACAAACUUGAGUGUAAAUUCUCGUGGGGUUUGUGCUUCACCAGGUUCUAUGCAUGCAUUCUCUCUCUGUAUAUUCUAGGGUACUCUGUGGUUCUGCUUCAUGUGAUGUACAACUUUAUAUGAAGUGUCUGUAAUGUGUUUGUGCAUACAUGUAGGGAAAUAUUACUGUAUCACUCACAAUAGGGAGCGUCUGCCCCAAACUGAAAAUCUCUCUUGCAGUGGGAUCUGCUGGAUCUUCAGGACGUUGACAUAAAUGAGUGGCAACAGGCAGUGAAUGAGGUUGAAUGCCAUUGGACUGUGGCUUCUCAGGGCUGUCACAGCUGAAUACCAGACACUCUGUGAAGCUGACGCUUCUGUGCCACAUUUGUGAAUCCCAGUUAGUUGGGGACCUCUUGCUCACUGCACUACUGUCUUGGCACCUUUGGAAAAGCUUGUCUUUGAUCGUUAUAAAAUUACUAACAUGUAACCAUCUCUGAUUUUACCUUCAAAGCAGAGUCACAUGUUUUAGUCUUUUCUUAAAAAACAACAACAACAACAACAAAAACAAAACCUUAAGAACCCUGAGAGACUCCACUGAUACUGGUUUAUAUGAUUUCCAACUUCUUGCCCAGGAGACACCAGGCUCUAGGAGCAUGUCUGGAAGGAAAAUGCCAGCGGACUUUUUUUGUGAAGUCCUGCUGCCAUCACCUUCCUUCUCUGGAAAAAAAGCUUUCUGUUGGUCAAACCAGGAGGUUAGGGCCAGACCAGAAGUAGUAUAGCAGGGAGGGGUGGGUAUUUGCCUUGCAUGCAGCUGACAGGGCACCAUAUAUGUUGCUCUGAGCACCUCAACAGUGAUUCAGGAGUAACCCCUGAGCAUUACUGGUUGUGGCCCCAAAACCAAACCCAAGACUUUCUAGGUUAUCUGUCAAAAUUAUCUGUACACAUUUGCAUAUAUCACUUUAUGCUUUCUUUUGAUUUCACUACAGAGCAAAAAAUGUUUAAAAUGUUAUUUCUAGGUUGAUAAGCCAAAUAGUUUAUAGAGGCCUUGACAACUAGUCAGGCUAGGAGAAAAACUAAAGUUUUACCAUCUAUGUAUUUCAGGGAUCCUUCUCAAUUAGAUCAAAGAACAAAAUAAAUACAUAACAAAACCAAAUGUCCAACCUGUAAAAAAAAAUAGUUAAGGCAAUAGAGAUGAUCCUCUUUUAUAUAAUAUAAUUAUAUAAUUAUGCUUCAUGCCAUAAAAAGGUUAACGAUAUCACAAGAAGCUAUUACCAACCCACAUAAUAUGAAUUAGGGCAUGAAUUUUCUUGGACAAUGAUUCUAAGGCAUUUUAGUGAGCUUACCUGAGGUGGAGAAAUACUUUCAGAAAAUUAAAGACAAUUUAUGUGGAGAAAAGUCUUGGGUUAAAAACAAAAAUGAAAGGCAGCGGGAGAUCUAGUAGUUUGCCUUUCAUGCAGCUGACCCAGGUUUCAACCCCAACGCCACAUAUGGUUCCGCACGCCCUGCCAGCAAUGAUCCUGGAGCACAGACACAUGUGGCCCACCCAAGUCCAAAUAAUAUUUAAAUAAUGGAAAAGUACCUCUUAAAGUACUGGCAUCCCCUCCCCUAUAAAGUGUUAUUUGACAAGUUU